CUAUUUGGGUUACGCUACCAUGACGCCAGCUCCAAAGGUUAUUUUUAAGUCUUGUUCUAUAUCUUUGUUCCCUUAUGAGCUACGAUUAUGAAAUUGUGCAUAGUGUGGGCGCUAUUUUCUGUGAAAAUUCGGUCGCAUAACAAUAAGCGGUUUUCGAGAAUGGCCUGGUGUACGCUACUUUGAUCAUCACGCCAUCGAUGUAACCAUGAAAACAGUAAUUAUUUCCUAAACUAGUGCCUUUUUUUAUUAUUACGCUAAUUAAACACUAUUUAUUAGCAUAAGUAGGACAUGACGGACACAGACCUAAGCCACAGCAGUUGGGACAUUAAUAGGCAGAUGGUGAUGGGCAGUGAAUAAGAGAGGAAGACUUUAUCGACUGUACCAAUUUACUAUUAUUUCGCAAUAAAUAAAAAUACAUCAGUCUGUUUUGUUGGAAUCUAAAACUUUUAUGAGUAUUGAAUAUUUCCCAAAGUGUCUAUACCUGGUAGAGUAUGAUAAACAAAUAUCGAUUUUUGUACUACUACUUAGGUAUCGAUACUUUUUGUGGCUCCCUAAAUGUAGUUUUCACGCAUUUUUCACGUCAGCUGCUGCCUUGCCUGUCAAAGUCAAAGAUUUAUCAUAAUGAAAUAGUAGUGUUGUUUAUUACUUUUGCUAAGUUUUAGAUCAUGGAUAUUUUGUUGCUUUGCUGACAAAAAUUUGAAAGAUAAUUCGAUACCAAUUGUUAAAAAAAUAUUCAACUGAUGGAUGCCAUUUAAAUUUUUAAAACAAUGAAAGCUUUUAAACUUAUUGUUCAUCAACCCAGUUUUAGUACUGCGGAUCUCAUAAUUAACCUGAAAGACUAUCCCGGACUUAAAGAAAAGGACAUUGUAGAGAUCUACCAUCCAGAAAAUGAUUACCCGCGAUUAUUAUUGCAAGUUACUAAAGUCGAAGUUCCAGCACGAGGAAGAGAAACCAUCAGUGUUGAACACAGCAUUGCAACAACAUUUCAGCUUAGAACAUUUGCUGAUGUUUAUGUCAAUAUUGUUAAUGUGUCUGAUGUGGCUUUGGACUCGGUGGAACUUACAUUUAAAGAUCAAUAUAUGGGAAGAUCUGAGAUGUGGAGGCUAAAAAAUCAUUUGGUCAGUACUUGUGUUUAUUUAAAUAAGAAAAUUGAAUACUGUGGAGGUGCCAUUCGAUGCCAGGUUUAUGAGAUGUGGUCACAGGGAGACAGAGUAGCAUGUGGUGUUAUUACUGAAGACACUAAGAUUGUGUUUAGAUCUUCUACAUCCAUGGUUUAUUUAUUUAUACAAAUGUCUUCAGAAAUGUGGGAUUUUGACAUUCAUGGAGAUCUCUACUUUGAAAAAGCUGUCAAUGGUUUUCUAGCUGAUCUAUUUGCAAAGUGGAAGAAAAAUGGCAGUAAUCAUGAAGUCACUAUUGUAUUGUUUUCAAGAACAUUUUAUAAAGCUAAAUCUUUGGAAGAAUUCCCACAACAUAUGAAGGAAUGCUUACAAAAGGACUAUAGAGGCAGAUUUUAUGAAGAUUUUUACAGAGUUGCCGUCCAAAAUGAAAGGUAUGAAGAUUGGUCAAGCGUACUUCUUCAGUUACGACGAUUGUUUACAGACUACCAAAAAAUUGUCUUACAAUAUCACGAGAGACCAAACAUCGAAAUCCCAACUGCAAUUAAUUCUACAGCUGCUCAAGGAAAUUUCCUGGAAGUUUUGAAUAUGAGUUUAAAUGUAUUUGAAAAGCAUUACCUAGACAGAUGUUUUGAUCGGACUGGUCAAUUGAGUGUUGUUAUAACACCUGGUGUAGGAGUUUUUGAAGUCGACAGAGAAUUGACUAAUGUCACUAAACAAAGGAUCAUCGAUAACGGUGUUGGUAGUGACUUAGUCUGUGUGGGAGAGCAACCUUUACACGCCGUUCCGCUACUCAAAUUCCAUAACAAGGAUAACAAUCUCAACUCAAUUGAUGACUACUCUAUGCCUCAUUGGAUCAACUUAUCAUUUUAUUCGACAAACAAGAAAGUCGCAUAUUCAAAUUUCAUACCCAGAAUCAAACUACCCCCAAGGAAAAGUCAGGAACCUCUGAAGAAAAUGUAUGAAGAUGAAAGUAAAGGGAAGUUAUUGAAGGAAGACGAAUAUAUGCAUAAUUCCAUAUUUGAUUAUGAUUCAUAUGAUGCGCAAGUAUUUCAAUUACCGCCUGCGCAUAGUACUUGUGUCCAAAAAAUUACUCGUACUAAAAAAACUUCAAUGGCAGGCUUGGAAAGCACAAGCCGAAGAAGCCCACCUGCUUUACAUCACAGAAAAAUGUCAGAUCCUGAUAUUCAUCACAGUUUGGGUGAUAUACUCUCAAACGGAGGCAAAUCUAGUAUUUACGACUCCAAUAGCGAUGUGACAGAUUCACCCGUCUCCAACAAUCGUUUGUCACCGAGAAGUUCAAUUUCUACGCAUAAACCAGUGAGGAGAACAGGAAGAGCACUCAUCAACCCUUUCGACCCUUCACAUGUGACUGUCAAACUGACAAGUAAUAGACGGCGAUGGACACACAUAUUUCCCAAAGGUCCAACGGGUGUACUCAUUCAGCAGCACCAUUACCAAGCCCGUCCCGCCGGUGAGCCCCCGUCGCGGCCAGUGCAGCAACGUGAUAACAACAAAGAUAACGGCUCCAUAGGGAACAAUAACCAUUCCAUAUACCAAGUGGAUGGUAACGUAAUAGGUCGUAAGCGAAUGAUAAGUACUUCUGGGGCGUUAGGUGCCCUAAAUACAACAUUAAAUACUCCGUCUACCACCAACAAUGCUUCGUUGGCGCUACUAUGGGGAGCAACGGGAGAGCAAGAGUGGACACCGGCCCUCACAACCGGUGUCGAUUGGAAGUCACUCACGAUUCCGGCUUGCUUGCCCAUCACUACAGACUACUUUCCCGAUAAGCGCUCUCUGCAAAACGAUUAUCUAGUCUCCGAUUAUAACCUGCUACCUGACGAUGUCAAUGCGGACUUCGCACAAAACAGAGCUAUAUAUAAGGACCCUCUCACUACCAUGGAGGUUUUCAAAGAACUGGUCUCCCAAAGAUUGGCACAGGGUUUCCAAUUAAUAGUUGGAGUGAAUGAAAACGACGUUAUCGAAGCACACUGCCCCUCCACAAAUGUUCCUCCUCCAUCGAAAGUGGCCCCUCAGAGCGGGAAAUCGAUCAAUGCUGCACCAACCAAAAGAUACCUCCUCUCUAUCGGCAGGAUAUUUCAUAAACUGACUCUCGUUGGCUCCACAAUAACUGUGACUAGGUAUAGACCGAGGCAUCCAUACCCACCGUUCAACAUACACUACCGUUAUCGGUUCCAUGCACCGAACCACGACACGUACGAAGUUUCGUGGGUUUCGUUCACAACAGAGAAACUGGAGACCUACAACUGGAACUAUAUGGACCACUACAUAUGCACCAGGGGCGACACUGACUUUGCUCUAGUCGAGGCAUUGAAAUACUGGCGGUUCCGCACCCUCCUACUGCCUUUAUACAAUCCGGCAACCAAACAAAUAUUGGAAGACGAGACCACUCAUUGCGACAUCUAUCCGGCGCCGACACGCCAAGACCUGGACCAUCUCACGGAGGGGUUCCUCAAAAUGACUGAACUAUACUUCAAUAAGGUCAAAAGACCCAAUAAGCAGAGGGGGGGUGUGUCGAGCUCGCCGUUCCGGGAGCGCGUGGGCAGCACCCGGCUGCCGGACCGGCCGCGACUCCGGGCCGAAGCUAUGGUAGCAGCAAAGACUGUGCUUGAGAGGACGCAGUCACAAACUGGUGAAUGUGAGGAUACCUACGAUGAUGGUGUGAUAGAGCCGAAGUUGAAAGCAAUCGUACCAUUAUCAGAGAUCAUUGAGCGCAUGCGUAGCUCAAAUCUGGGCGUGGGCUUCCUGCAGCAAACCGUCAGUCUUCCAUCACAUACUUUUGUAUCAAUAUACGCCAUACACUGGCUACAAGCCAAUAUGGAAGGAGUCACUUACGAAAAGGCCACGUCCAUCAUGGAGAAAAUGCUACAAGAGAAAAUGAUUUGCCACGCUUCCGGAGAUACAACAAAAAGAUUUGUCGUGGGUUAUUACAUGUAUCACAUUCUGCCGCAGAAGAAAGAUAAAGAGUUGACCGAUUACGUGAAGCCUUUGGGUGAUCUGCAAAGUUUCGAGAACGAAUGGAUGGAAGUAGAGGUAUUGGGACCGCGGUCUCCCCUACUCUCCGCGGAAGUGACGAGUGGCGCCAUCGAUAUAUCUGGCUCCAGCCCCCUGACUGACGAUACGGGGGUGCCGGCUUUCCUGUGCCACAAUAUAGACCCGAAUUACAUGCAAGCUGACAGCGAUAGUGACUUGCCACUAUAUAAGAACACACACCUAGACAUCGAUGUAAACAACAAAAGCGAUCGCAUAGAAUGGGGUCACGCGCGUUACCAGGCGACCUUCAGGCCAGACCAGGCCUACGAGAUGUGUAUACAGUGGGCCGUCGCCAGUGGAAACAUCGUCUCUGAGCUGAUUUUCGGAUGGGCGCGCAAAGCGCAGAACUGUCGACUGCAAAUGGUGCCAAUACCAGCGGAUCCGCUCGCUUUGCCCUUCACCUUAAAAUCGGACCCGCUAAGAGGUCCAAUCUACGUACCUCUCAACGAAGAACCAUUACUGAGGAACAAGAGCUCCCUGUUUGAAGGUUUUCCCGAAGACACUUGGUUGGAGCGACUAUUCCUCUUCCAAGAGGCUAUAGUUGGUCGUUUUGGUUUCAUAAAGUGCACAGUGGAGAGCACUUCCCACGCUGCUGGUGUGGGCGACCACCUUUACGUGCACGUCACUGGAAACAUGUUCAUACUCAUACCGACCACUGUGAAGUCAGAACAGAGGUCGUUGCGAGCAAAACCUGCGAUCAAACCGCUGAAUGCCAGCAGGUAUCCAGUGCAUUCUGAAGCCGCUCCGAGUCCCCAUGAAGGCUACAUCACCCGACACGUGAGCGGAAAAAACAAGGACGACUAUGAUAACAGUCGCCGGAUGGGUUUUUUGUGGUCUUGGAAUCAUAUGAUCUCAAAGAAAUUGAAAUAUUCCCAAGCAACAGGCGAUGAACAGUUCCAAAUCAGAAUGUUGCGCGACUUCAAGUUGUUUUGUGCAAACCAAGAACAAAGACUUAUUCAAUUUUGGGACCAGUGUUGGGAAUUGCAAGAAAAGGCUAAUGGUCUCCUCACGUCAUGUUAAAUAGUUUUAAGUCCAAUAAACAAUUCCUAUAAAUAAAUAAAAUUUUGUAUACUAAAAUAGUUUUAUUAUUUUGACCAAUUCUCAACAUAUCAUAGCAAAAAUCCAGGUUGCAAACCUAAAGCUUAUUUUCAGAAUAAAGGAAACAACACAGAUAUUGGAAGAAACUGUUUAUUGCUCACACAGAUUUAUAAAAAUAUGUUUAGUACCAAAACUUCCAUCUCUCCAUCCAAAUCUAUGAGGAAAUUAUUUUUUAUUUGCUUUUUUCAUACAAUAAUUUCAUGUAUUAUUAUCUAAAACAUUAAAAAUACUGCGUUUCAAGGCACCGUUUGUAAACAUACGUAUAUUAAUAAAUUACGUAUAAUAUGUGAAUCUAAUAAUUCCUCACAGAUAUUUGGAAUGCUUACUACCCUAUUUAAAAUCAGUCAAAUUAUCACUUUCAUCAAUCUAAGACGAACCCCUGAAAUUUAUAAUUUAAUUACUUUAUUCCAAACUAUAAUCUAUCUGCAGGUUACUACAUACCUAAUAUGAUAACAACUUUAUUUAUAUUGAAUUAUUAUUAAACUAUCAUACUCAUUCCAGAGAUAAUUGUUCUUUUUUAAAUAUUUACGAUUAUGGCACAAUUAAAUUAACAUGUAAUUUCCUUUACCAAAUACUACUGGGAGUUGUCUUAUUAAAAAUAUGCAAAUCUCACACACACUAUUUAUUUUCAUACACCAGCGCAAAAACAAAUAAAUUCACUAAAAUAGUAAACUUCCAUGCUGGCAGGUUAUACUUUCCUAAGUCACUAACCAAAUGGUAAAUGCCACUAAGUUUUAAGUAAAGAUUUAAUAAAGUUAAAAAUUUACUUUAUUAUGCUAAUUAUAAAAUAAAAAACUAAAAAAUAAGGCUAAACAAAACAAAAUUUUGUUUCAUAAUGUUAAUUUAAAGUACCUAAUUUAUAACAACUACUCAAUAAAAUGAAGUGGUAAAGAGGUUCAAUUGAGGUUUGAUAAUAAUGUUUCAAGUAAAACAUAUCGAAGUUGAUGCUAUAAAUAGGAUUUACAUUAAUUUUGUUAUACAUACUUUAUAAUAAAGCUGGCAUUUAUUUUCUAUAUUUGUAUAUUUUACACAACAUAAUUGAGUCAAAUUUAUGAUAUAUAUUGAAGUACUGAUAUGUAAUUUAAUACAAAAACAGUUAAAUUUGUAGUUAUGUUUGUAUAACAACACAAAUGUUUUAACAUAAAUCCAUGAAAAACAUAGUCCAUGAUCAAAUAUUAAAUAAGUAUGAAAUAUAUUAUGUAUGAAGUAAAAACAAAAUAACCAUAUUCUAAGAAACUAAAACUAUUUUAGAGGUUGGCAGUAAAGAAAUGAUGGUAGUUAAUACUAACAAGAAAUUAUUUGAGCUCAUUUUCCUACACAGACUUCUUAAAAGCUAUAAAAUAUAAAGUACAUAGAACUAGUUUUGUGCAGAACAUGAAGAUCAAUAAUCACAAUUUUCAUUGGUGGUACACAGCCCAAUACAGACAUGCACAUCAUUAUAUAAAAAACAUACCAAUACUAAAUAUAUGGUAAAAAGUUCUAAGUUAUGGAUUUUGUUGCAUAUUGAAUGAGAUUUCCUGAAUAAACUAUUUUGUUUAAAACAAUAUUUAUAUGAAUAGUCAUGGUGAUACAAAUGAUAAUUGCUCUAUAUAUUGAAUUGAUGAAGCCAGUUCAUCAAACAUAAACCUUAAUCAUAAUCUCAAAGUGCAUUGUGACAAAAAAUAAUAAUUUGUAUGUACUCAAUGUAUUAAAAAAAUCUCUAUCAAUAAACAUUUUGUAUCAAUAAAACUAGGGCAAACUCAUUUACCAAGUAGCCAUUAAAAACUAUACCUAGCAGUAGGUAAACCAAAGGACAUUAAUUAUUUUGUAAAAAUUAAAUUAUUUUCUUCCAAAAACAAGUAAACGGGUGAGCAUACUGGUAAGACAAGGAACUUGCUUCUGCUGAUGCAUAGUUAGUGUAUCUGGAGUGUUGGACUCAUAAUCUAAUGCUACUUUCUGACAAACAAAGGUCAGAAGAGUGAGUAUGUCUCUGUCAGUGCCUGAGUAGCGUAAUUCAUCACAAAGAGCUUGCAUAAACCAAGAACCACGAGUAGUAUUUCUCCAAGAAAAGUAUCCUGGCACAGUGGAGAACACUAUCAAGAAAUCAGCAUGAAUAGGAAUCCUGUAUUGGGUGCUAGAAGAACCAUCAGUUUCAGUACGAUUGAUCAGUGUAAUUCCUCCAUCCAAUUUAUCACCUUGGCAAGCUUGAAUGAAAAACAUUUUAGGUUUGCCUGCUAAGGAAGGGCACUUGUCAGCAGUAAAGUAAUACCACAAAUUAUCUGGUUUGUAAUGUGUAUCCUUAGCAUACAACAUACCCAUUUCACCAUGAGUAAGCACAGCAAUCAACAGACAAUCAGAAUCUGAGUGAUCCAUAUCUGCUGUCUGCUGAAUGUAUUUGUUUAUUUCUUCAGAUUUAAGAUUAUGGAAAACAGUAACUCGGAAUCCCAAGCCUCUCAGAACCUUAGACAGAUUGUCACUGUCGACAUUAGUGCCUGUGCGAGAUUUCAAGCUAUGGAUAUCAAAAUGUUCGUGGUUAAAAAUCAACGCCAUACCGCGAUUCUUGUGGUUCAUGUUGUAAUAUGGCGCAUUUCUAUCAACAGGCAUCUUGGCAUAGCGAUUUUUAUCCGAAGACCCUUGGCCACCCCAUGCGUCGCCCUCGUCGCCUCCGCCGUUUUCCCUUUGUUCUUGUUCAGCACCAUUGUUUCUUUUAAGUUCUUCGUCAGACAUUUCGGAAAGAUAAGUUAUUAUCAGUUGUAAACAAAAAAAACUCCUAUUUUACUAUUCACAGAUUUCCUAGUAAUUGAAACAAUUCCCUAUUUUUAUUUAACCUUGUAAAACACUAUUCAAAAUAAAACACCAUGCGAUUACGGAUUUACAAUUUACACAACAACCGAAAAUGACAUGCAUGACAUGACUAUCAUAGCUUUUUUUUU
Messenger RNA from Chilo suppressalis (striped riceborer), 8179 nucleotides. Lineage: Eukaryota; Metazoa; Arthropoda; Insecta; Lepidoptera; Crambidae. The record is from the annotation of a GenBank genome assembly.